AUGGCGCCAUCGGACUCUCAUGACAAUGGAAUACCGCGUCCCCAGAUCGAAAGCGCGGAAUCCAUUACUUGCCCCUCUGGUGCUGUCGGCCUAGAGACCACAGCCGUCCAACCCCUUUCGGCGCCCGUUGCAGGACUUGUUCCGCCAGCCGAUCAUAUGCAGAAUUUGAUGCCUAUUCCGGAUGAAAGCCCCCUGUCCGUUUCCGAGAACCUCGAUCGGGUCUUCCCGAUCCGAUCCGUCGUCUCCGUUCAGCCAUCUGUUACUGACUUACCGGAGUCGGGCCGCACCCCAGAAAACAAUCCCUCGUUGUCCCUGGAAGACUGUAACGCUGUUAGUCAUCGGGGACAAUCACAGAUGGUCGAGAGGAGUGACUCCAAGCCCGCCGCGAAUGCUCCACCUGCGGGAAGUUGCUCUUUUCAGAAUCCUGCCUCGCCAUCCAUUUCGCAGACCGCCCAGGAAAAGCCACGUGAAGAUCGGAAUCACGUUACAACGCGUUUCAAACACAUCGUCACUGAUAAGGGCCAUGCAGUUGUCACUGGGCAUGGUGAUACAAACUUUCAAUACUGUGAGGAUGAGCCGAUUCAUACGCCGGGUGCCGUGCAAAGGUUUGGCGCCAUGUUGGUAUUGCGAGAAGAAUCGGAGGGUCGCCUGAUUGUUAGAGUCGCCAGUGAAAAUUCCGAAAGCAUCGUAGGCUAUUCUCCAAAUGACCUCUUCAGCUUGGAAAGCUUCAGCAGCCUGUUGAUUGGCGAACAACUCGAUAUCCUCCUAGACCAUCUGGAGUUUGUUAGAGAUGACGCGUGGAAUCCUUCUGUUGACGGCCCAGGAGUGUUCAUCGUGUGUGUUUUACAACCGGAUGGCGAGGCACGCCGGCUCUGGUGUGCUAUUCAUAUCAACCCAGCGCAUAAAGACCUUGUUAUUUGCGAAUUUGAAUUGGAAAAAGAUCGCAUCAACCCCUUAAAUGUUUCGGGCGAGAGUGUUCCGCUAACCCCAGCUCACACUCUGGGCUUUGAGCCGUCGCCAGAUGUAUUCGCAACAAGCACUCUUCCUAUCAGCCAGCCGUUACGUGUUCUUCGAAACGCUCGUAAGCGGUAUGGUGAAGCUGCUGCAAUGGACGUCUUUAGUAUACUCGCACAAGUACAAGAACAGCUUGCUCAGGCAGGUUGCCUUGAUGAGCUGCUAAAUAUUUGUAUUGGCUUGAUCAAGGAACUGACAGGUUUUCACCGUGUCAUGAUAUAUCAAUUUGAUCCUAGCUGGAAUGGCAUCGUUGUCGCUGAAUUGGUGGAUCCAAGAACCUCUAAAGAUAUGUAUAAGGACCUUAGGUUUCCUGCUUCGGAUAUCCCCAAGCAAGCCCGCGAACUUUAUAAACUUAAUAAAGUUCGUUUGCUUUACGACCGCGAUCACAUUACUGCACGUUUGGUUUGCCGAACUUUGGAGGACCUAGACACCCCUGUGGAUAUGACUUAUUCUUAUCUGCGAGCUAUGUCCCCCAUUCAUGUCAAAUAUCUUGCGAACAUGGGUGUCCGCUCUUCCAUGUCCAUCAGCAUAGUGGCUUUCGGUGAGUUAUGGGGUUUAAUUUCAUGCCAUUCGUAUGGCGACUCGGGAAUGAGAGUUGCAUUUCCUAUACGGAAGAUGUGUCGUCUAAUUGGCAGUGCGCUCUCACGCAAUAUAGAGCGCUUUUCCUACACAUCCCGGUUACAAGCCCGCAAACUCAUAAAUACCGCCCCAACGGAUAAAAACCCGCAUGGGUACAUUGUUGCUUCCUCCGAAGAUCUACUAAAGUUGUUUGACGCUGAUUACGGUGCUGUGGCUAUUUGUGAUGAAACUAGAAUUCUCGGGAAGCCGAUUGAUUCGCAGGAAAUACUGGCAUUAGUCGAAUACCUUAGACUACGCAAGAUUAACUCCGUGGCUGCCUCUCAUUGUAUCUCCGAAGACUUUCGUGAUCUUCGAUAUCCCCCGGGAUUAAAACACAUUGCAGGUCUACUUUAUGUGCCAUUGUCGGUGGAUGGUACCGACUUUAUUGUCUGUUUUAGGCAAGCAAAAGUGACAGAGGUCAGAUGGGGUGGAAAUCCUUAUGAGAAACAAAUCAAAAGUGGCACCACUGGCUAUCUAGAGCCGAGAAGGAGCUUUCAGAUUUGGCGAGAAACAGUUGCGAACCAAUCUAGAGAGUGGUCUGAAGCAGAGGUAGAUACUGCCUCUGUGGUAUGUUUGGUCUACGGCAAGUUCAUCCGUGUCUGGCGUCAGAAAGAAGCUGCCAUGGAAAAAUCGCAUCUGACCAAGUUACUCCUGGCUAAUUCCGCUCAUGAAGUACGGACGCCAUUGAAUGCGGUCAUUAAUUAUUUGGAAAUUGCUAUGGAAAAUCCGCUCGAUCAAGAUACGCGCGACAAUCUGGUCAAAUCGCAUUCUGCUUCGAAAUCACUGAUUUACAUUAUCAAUGACCUGCUCGAUUUAACCAAUGCUGGACACGAUCUUAAGCUCAUCAAAGACGAAUCCUUUGAUUUCUAUGCGGUUAUUAAGGAAGCGACAGAAAUGUUUGGAGCAGAAGCACAACGGAAAGGUAUCAGUUAUACUGUGACUAUUAAUCCUGGUGUUGCGAGAUUUGUCCUUGGUGAUCAACGACGUGUUCGACAAGUGAUCAUGAAUCUCAUUUCCAAUGCUUUCCAACACACCUUAUCUGGUGGAGUGACAGUGGAGUUUAGUCAACCGAACACCGAACCUGAGCCUGGCAGAGCCUAUGUUGAGAUGGCGGUCUUAGAUACAGGUUCUGGGAUGUCACAAGCGAAGUUGGACGAACUGUUUCAUGAUUUGGAACAGGUUUCUACUGACGAUGAAUAUAUUCCUGAGCACCUGGAAAUGGAAGGACACUUAUCUGGUGUUAAAAGCUCCAGGUAUGGAAAUGGUGAACGCGUUUUGGGUCUUGGGCUGGCUCUAGUUGCCCGAAUUGUGCGUCACCUGGACGGGCAGCUCAGUGUCAAAUCGGAAGAAGGCAAGGGAAGUCGAUUCAAAAUCCUACUUCAAUUCCCGAUCUCUGAAAAUGAGACCGAUACGCAUGCUGAGCUGCCUGCUCCGCCGACAAUCCCAUCACCACCUGCGGACCUCGCCGGCGAAUUUAUGUUAGUGAAAAGAAACUCUGCUACACUACACCGCCGACACAGCAACGAAAGUAACCGCAGUGGCCUCAGCUCUCGAAGCGGAAAAAGUCAGGCCGAUAGACUUAUUACUGCCAUUCAGGAGCCAUUAGAGGUCAAUCCAACGGUUGACGGAGCUGCCAAAAGCGCUAUGCCAGUAUCGGCCGUUCAAUUAGAAUCGGAACUGAAGAAGAUAGAGGCUUCUUCCCGGAUAGAGGAACAAAUGACUAUGCCAUCUCUGGAAAAGACAUCUAUGGCAUCAACUUCUCCUGCUAAAGCGUCCGCUCGCGCCGACUCAGACGUAUCAAUGCCACAAUCAACCUAUCUGGAGGCGACCAACGAAGUACCGCCCGCUUCUUGUAGCUCUCCACCCCCACCACCCCCACCUCCACCACCAACAGUAGGGAAUCCAGCAACCCUAGCUUCUUCGCCUUCAAGCCAACCCAACACUUCUCUUGUGAUACCUCCAUUUCCGAAAACCUCGCUGUCAGUACUUGUAGCUGAGGAUGAUCCUGUUAAUAGCAAAAUUAUUCACAAGAGGCUGGACAGACUGGGUCAUGUCGUUCAUUUAACUGUUAAUGGGGAGGAAUGUGCCGCUGCAUUUCGAAAGGAUCCGAUGGGGCAUGAUGCCAUCUUGAUGGAUAUUCAGAUGCCAAUUGUCGACGGAAUUCUUUCUACUCAGAUGAUUCGCGAGUAUGAGAACGCCCAGAAUAGUACUUCGCCUUCCAGCUUGAUCGGAGGCCGAAGAAUACCCAUUUUUGCUGUUUCAGCAUCCCUUGUAGAAAGGAACAUGCAGAAAUACAUUGAUACUGGAUUCGAUGGUUGGAUUAUGAAGCCAGUGGAUUUCAACCAACUCAGCACUAUCCUCACUGGUAUUAAUCAAGAGAGCGCCAGGAGCGCCACGGCAUACCGGCCCGGCAUGUGGCAUAAAGGCGGCUGGUUUAAAUCCGUUGAGUAA
This is a messenger RNA of Ophidiomyces ophidiicola, 4083 nucleotides long. RefSeq lists its product as uncharacterized. The record is from RefSeq and is a predicted model, not a curated record. Lineage: Eukaryota; Fungi; Ascomycota; Eurotiomycetes; Onygenales; Onygenaceae. Gene Ontology annotation, biological process: regulation of DNA-templated transcription; phosphorelay signal transduction system; detection of visible light. The coding region runs from base 1 to 4083 and encodes 1360 amino acids. The transcript is spliced from 2 exons. Gene Ontology annotation, molecular function: phosphorelay sensor kinase activity; protein binding.